GGGUGAGAGAAAAGGGUCGAAUUUGGAACAGUGCUUACUAAUCGUUUUAAUUGUAAAUUCAAUGAAAGUCAGAUGACGAAAACUAGUUUUUACAAUAUAAUUCUUUUGUUAUGUUUGACGUUUGUGAUCUACUAUAGUUUAAAUGUAUAUUUCAUCAAUCACUUACAAUCAACCACACCGCUAGAUGAUGGUGUUGUAGGCCAUAGUAAUGGCAAGCCAGGUUCCAAUAAAGUGAAGCCAUCGAAGGUGGCACAAAGCAGAGAUUUGCCAGGCAAUGCCCACUUAGUACAAAGUGCGAUAAUGCGCACGGCGGGAGUGCUGAAACCUGCUUUUAGAAAUAGGAAUCCAAAGUAUGUCCAACUCAAACAGGAGCUGGUCGCCUGCGUCGAACCGAAACCGUACAAUAUCAGCACUAUAUGGAAAACGGCAAACUCGUGGCCUAAAGCAAACGAGGUGGUCCCUGGAAACGAGAAAUUGGUCGGGGCUGUGAUAAAUGCUAUCGCAACCGAGCCGAUACUGCGGAUUAAGAAUUCUCAGCGAGGGACCCAACUGAAGCUGGUGUUCGAGUUUGCCCAGUCGCAACACGUUCUUUUCAAACCGAAAUGGUACAAUCGUGAGGAGGUCAUCAACGGGACGGUGUACUCCGGCAAGGAUCGUCACAACUCCGAAAUAGUCAGCUUCCAUCUGGCCAUGAUCUUAAACCUUCGUUCGAGCCCGAUCGUAGCGGGAAGAAGAUUUUCACUUCGGGAUCAUGUCUCACGGACGGCUCCGGAGCUACAAAUAUCUAUGCCGAUUGUAAAUAAUCGACAAUGUAUAUACGGCGUGUGCUACUACUGUAACAGCGACGAAAUGGUGUGUGACGACCCGGACAGCGGCCUGCUGGAGGGUGCCGUUUUAUACACAAUCCCUGGUAAAAUCAACAAACUCCGAUCCCCGUGGCAGCGAACCUACGACAAUAGUGUGCUAGCUGCGUGGGAAAAGAACGACAACUACUGCUCGCUGGUUCGGAAGAAACUCACCCUCGAGGCACUGCUAGAUCUGAUUGAUGCAGCACUGUUCGAUUUUCUCAUUCAAAACGGUGACCGACAUCAUUACGAAACGCGAGAUGGUCGCCUGUUGUUGCUUGACAACGGGAAGGGAUUCGGAAAUCCGUACGUCGACCAUAUGGACAUAUUGGCGCCCUUAUAUCAGUGUUGUAUCGUUCGAAGGACAACAUGGGAAAGACUACUCUUAUUUUCCGGUGGAGCAUUAACCGAUACGCUUCGUGCAAUGAACGAACUAGAUUUGCUAAAGCCACUGCUAACCAAAGAACAUUAUGACGCGCUCGAACGGCGCCUCCUAUACAUUUAUGGUACUGUUGAACUGUGCAAAGAGAAAUAUGGAACUAAAUUGUUUAAAUAACUUUAUUUGCUAAA
Anopheles coustani is the source of this 1415-nucleotide messenger RNA. RefSeq names its product glycosaminoglycan xylosylkinase homolog. Gene Ontology annotation, cellular component: Golgi apparatus. Bases 73 to 1401 code for a protein of 442 amino acids. The record is from RefSeq and is a predicted model, not a curated record. NCBI's taxonomy places the organism in Eukaryota, Metazoa, Arthropoda, Insecta, Diptera, Culicidae. The transcript is spliced from 4 exons. Gene Ontology annotation, molecular function: phosphotransferase activity, alcohol group as acceptor. Gene Ontology annotation, biological process: protein phosphorylation.